AUGUAUUAUCAUAAUCCUGACCUAUAUUAACAUCCAUAUAUUAAUGGCUAAUAAAAUGAGAAAACAUACAGAAAUAGCGGAUUUUUAACAGAAACACAAGAUGAUUAUGCAGAUUAUUAAUAUUACGAUCCUUACUAAAGUCAAUUACAUAAUAGAACUUAUUUGACUGAUGUACGUCCCUUAAAUUAUAGUAUAAUUCUUAUAUUAAAAAUAGCAAACCAUGAAUAUCCUCAAUAUCCAGUCAAAAUAGGUUAACCAUAAUUCUAUUUUGAUCCUAACGAUCCUAGCAAUAUUCCAUUUAUGCCUCAUGAAAGUAAUCAUUUCUCAAUCAUUCAAGGAUAUGAUGAUGGAUAUGAAGAAUAUGUACUAUAGUUUAUUAGAAAUUUGCCAAGAUCUACUUAGAAUUUCGAGGAAGUUGCAUUUGCAAAAUAUUUAGCUGAAUGCUCAAUAAUUGAUAAGAAAGUUUGGAAAAUAUAGAAUAUGUUGAAAUAAGAUUAGAGAUUCAAUGUUAAAUUACUCUUUGAUUUCUUUGAUUCUAAAAAGAAUGGAACUAUUGACUAUAAUGAGUUUCAGUUAGGGUUGUAGAAAUUGGAUAUUAUAUUGAAUUCUAUUGAAUUGACUUAAAUGUUUCUUCGUUAUGGAGGCAUGGACGAUAAUUAAAUCUCUUCAGUUGAAUUUAAAUACAUGCUUCUAGGUCCAGAUGAUUAAUAGCAAUUUAUGUAAUUUGGAGCUUUGCAUUAUAUGCAUCAUCCAUUAAAAUAGAAUAUUCCAUAGUUUCUAUCUAUUGCCCAAAGAGAAUUGAUUUGUGAAAUUAUGCAUCUACAAUUACAAUUAGAAAGAAACCUUAACUUUAUUAGAGAAGUUAUUGGAACCAAAGAUCUUCUACUGGCCUUAUUCAAAUAAUUAGAUGUUGGAAUGAAGGGUUACAUUACUAUUCAAGAUCUAGUUAUAUACAUGAAUUAAUUAGGAGGAUAGUUUGAGUCUUAUGAUUUGAAAGGUUGUUUAGGAAGAAUGUCUAAGUAAUUAUGUAUUUUUAUCCUUAGAAUUCAUUGCAGUCGAAUUAAUUUUAAUGAAUUCAAAAAAGAAUUCUUUUUAGAUGAAAAAUAAAAAUCAGACUAAGAUUAAAAUAUUGAUAUCAUAAGUGAUAAAAAAAAAACAAGACAAAAGGAUUACAUUCAAGAACUACAUCAAAGAACAAGAGAAUUGCAAAAUAAAUAAUAAUAAGCUUAAAAGGUAUCUACUGAACGCAAAUCUCAACCUUUAUUAACUACAACUAAUUAAAUUAAACAGCCUCAACCAUAUGUAAUAUAACCACCUGUUGUAUAAAAAAAGAAAUAAGAAUAAAGCUCUUAAUAAUAAGACGAUGAUUUAGAUGAUUUAUUGUUUCCUGGUUUUUAGAAAUAUGAAUUAUAACCACCAGAUCAAGAAUAUUGAUAAUAUACAAACACUACC
Messenger RNA from Paramecium sonneborni, 1452 nucleotides. The record is from the annotation of a GenBank genome assembly. Lineage: Eukaryota; Ciliophora; Oligohymenophorea; Peniculida; Parameciidae.